UCCUUCUCAACAGGCACGCUCUUCACUUUCCUCAUUCCGACAUUCAUCGGCAUUCUUGAAUCUUCCUUCGAUCUGAAAUCACUUCAGGGCCUGGACGAACUUUAUUAUUAUUAUGGCCAUAUUGUACACACCCGUUUCCCAGCGCUCCUCGAGCCCAGACCAUUCUCGAAGCAUCGGGGAUCUGGAGAGCCACGGAGACCGGGACCAUGCCAAAAAACCGCUCCAGCUGACGUUGCCCCAGCGACAACUUGUCGGCGUGCUCGUCUUUGUCUGGCUGCUGUGUCUCUGGGUUUGGCUGAAAGUCCUGGAAGCGAAUGCCGCCCAACGUAGCCCAUUGCUCUUGUCAACGAACGUACUUUUGAACACUACCGACCUCUACCACACAUUAACUCUCCCACUAUUGCGCCUCACCAACCGUACGAAGCUGAUCAGCACUCGAUGUGGAUCCACCACGCUGGCUCCACAUCUGCUCACAUUCCUCAGCAAUGAUCUGUACGACCUGUCACAACAAACACCACCGCCACCACCAGCCGACGGAGAAUCACCCAUCAUAACCCAGGCCCACAGAAGGCCAUCACGGUACCUGAUUGCGGUCGUCCUACAAGAUUCAGAGACGGUCCUGCCAGACCUAUUAAGCCGGAUCCUGGAGGUCAUUGCGGUGCUGGGUCCAAAUAACUGCCAUUUAUCGAUUGUGGACCGCGCCUCGACAGAUAAAACCAGGGAAACCUUGCGAUUCCUGAGCCGCUUUUUGGACGAUUAUAAUGAAGAGAAUACACAAUCUUUGGAUGGGUAUACACUGGGGCGCAGUAAGGAAAGAGAGACUAUCAAACAGACAGGAGACAAAUUAGCAGGUGCGGAAAGUAGGCGAAGGCAUUUAUCUUAUACGAUCACGACCCUAGUACCAAGGGAUAAUUCCUUGAAGCAGACGACGGGAACCAGGAAUAUGGCGCUGCGCGCACUGUUGGAUAGGGGUUCGGAAGAGUUGUUCGAUGAAGAGGUUGUUCGAAACAAGGCAGUGGCAGAGGAGCAAACUGAGCAUGGUGAGGUGAAGGAAUCCUUUGACGAGGUGAUCCUGUUGGAUCCGGUGGUGACAUGUGCGGAGGAUAUUCUAGAGUUGAUUUUUCAGAGUCGGCUUCAGAACGCAGAUUUGACAUGCGGAAUGGAUAUUGGGCACACGGUGCGCCUUCAAGAGUCGGAUUCCGUAGAAACAGAAAAGACGUUGGAGCAAGGAGGUAAGACUGCGGUAUGACAAGGUCGGCUUAUAUUUCAAGCAUCAUUAAUUCUGCUAACAUUUUAUUCAUAUCAUUGUCACUCUACACGCUUGUGCUAGUCUACGACAGCUCGCUCACUAGGGACAUAUUCGGUCAAAAGCUGCAGCAAGACCCCACGGACCUAUCCAUCUUCUCCACCGACACCGAGACUCAAACUCGUUUUCUGAAACGUCUCCCCUUCCAAGUCGAGUCCUGCU
Messenger RNA from Gamsiella multidivaricata, 1468 nucleotides. Its product is annotated as cryptococcal mannosyltransferase 1-domain-containing protein. NCBI's taxonomy places the organism in Eukaryota, Fungi, Mortierellomycota, Mortierellomycetes, Mortierellales, Mortierellaceae. The coding region runs from base 113 to 1249 and encodes 378 amino acids. The transcript has 3 exons. The record is from RefSeq and is a predicted model, not a curated record.